Molecule: messenger RNA, 1321 nt
Organism: Papaver somniferum (opium poppy)
Lineage: Eukaryota; Viridiplantae; Streptophyta; Magnoliopsida; Ranunculales; Papaveraceae
Product: chromatin structure-remodeling complex protein BSH-like
Exons: 11
Coding region: 90-869 (259 amino acids)
Biological process (GO): chromatin remodeling; regulation of transcription by RNA polymerase II
Cellular component (GO): nuclear chromosome; nucleus
Molecular function (GO): transcription coregulator activity
Source: RefSeq, a predicted model, not a curated record
UGAAUUUUUCUCCCCCACCCCAAAAAAACCCUAGAAACUAAAGAGGGCCACGAAGAUAAAUCAGAAUCUAAAAUCGAAGGGUGAGAGGAAUGAAAUAUUUCGCGGGAAGCUUUCCAAAGAUACAACCCGUCAAGUUCCGAAUCCCAACUUCUGAAGCUUUAAUUCCAAUUCGUUUGGAUAUUGAGAUCGAUGGGAAUCGAUUCAAAGAUUCAUUUACAUGGAAUCCAACCGAACCGGAUUCUGAAGUGGUGCUGUUCGCGAAGAGGACUGUGAAGGACCUGAAGCUUCCUCCAGCAUUCAUUACACAGAUUUCUCAGUCUAUACAAUCACAGCUCAACGAGUUCCGAUCCUUGGAGGGUCAGGAAAUGUUUACUAGUGAGAAGAUAGUGACUCUCAAGCUUGAUCUUCGUGUAAAUAAUACCAUCAUAAGGGACCAGUUUUUAUGGGACUUGAACAACUUCGAGAGUGAUCCAGAAGAAUUUGCAAGAACCUUCUGCAAAGAUUUGGAUAUUAAAGACCCUGAAGUUGGGCCAGCAGUUGCAGUUGCAAUUCGUGAACAGCUUUACGAGAUUGCAACCCAAAGUGUAACUUCUGCUAGGGAAACCAGAGUAAGCAAGAAAGGUCGUCGAGGUGAAUAUGUCUCUGCCAGCAAAGUUGGUGGAGCUGCCGUGGACUUGAUGAAAUUAUUUGGUGGAAAAUCUAGUGUUCUUAGGAAAAGGAAGGAGUGGGACUUAUAUGAACCCAUUGUUGAUCUCCUAUCAAAGGAAGAAGUAGAAGCUCUUGAUGCAAGAGAAGAACGUCAUGCUCGGAUGAAGAAAAGGUUCAGUGACAUGGACGAUGUAUAUUUGACGAAUUACUCAAGUGGCUAAUGUGACCAAGCCUGCCUGUUUCACACCUGUCACCUGCUACUACCUUGCAGAUGCAGAAGUUGUAAAACUAUCCUGUUUCUUAUACACCUAGUAUUAGUAUGAAUGAUUCACCUCGUAAAAUCUGAUGUUGGAAUGAGCUCAUUUUUUUGUUUGUUUGUGUGUUGUGUGUAUUCUUUGCGUCUCAGGUUAUGCCCUUUUAUUAUCCUGGAAGUACUAGAACCUCUUUUACUUUCGUUGAUUACGAGAAUAUUAUAAACGUCAGAUUCAUGGUUACCGCAUAGAUUAUUAUGGUGUAGGAUAAUGUCAAAGAAGCGUAGGGAUAAUGCUCUAGACGAGGAAUCUCAGAUCCUGGAAGAAAUAUGUUGUGGGACAACAGAUAGAAUUGUCCAAUAGUCCUCAGUCGUUCUUGAUGUAUUUAAGUGUGUGAAAUGUCACCGGGUCAUUCAAAUGUC